UUGGUCAUAGCAGUGAAAGUUACAGCCACGGUGGCAAUAGCAGUAGCAGUAGCAGUAGCAGUAGCAGUAGCAGUAGCAGUAGCAGUAGCAGUAGCAGUAGCAGUAGCAGUAGCAGUAGCAGUAGCAGUAGCAGUAGCAGUAGCAGUAGCAGUAGCAGUAGCAGUAGCAGUAGCAGUAGCAGUAGCAGUAGCAGUAGCAGUAGCAGUAGCAGUAGCAGUAGCAGUAGCAGUAGCAGUAGCAGUAGCAGUAGCAGUAGCAGUAGCAGUAGCAGUAGCAGUAGCAGUGGCAGUGGCAGUGGCAGUGGCGGUGGUAGUAGCGAUGGCGGUGGCGAUGGCGGUGGUGAUGGCGUUGGCGGUGACGGUGGUGAUGGCGGUGGUGAUGGUGGUGGUGAUGGCGGUGGCGGUGGCGGUGGUGAUGGCGGUGGUGAUGGUGGUGGUGAUGGCGGUGGUGAUGGUGGUGGUGAUGGGGGUGGAGGUGGCGGUCGUGAUGGUGGUGACCGUCACCUUUUGCUUCUAGCGAGAGGCUAGAAGCAAAAGGUGAUUGUAAUCGUAUGCCACAAAACUUACUUAAAUUCACUUUUUUUUUUAUUCUGCACGAUAAUGACGUUCGCUAACCAAGAUGUUUGUAAUUUAACUUAUUUAAGAAGUGGUUUUUUGGUUAAAUUGUUUUGUGUAUCCCAUGAUUUUUUUUUAUUCUUAAGAAUAUUCUCCUUUGAAACUUUUCCUAUAAUUUGUCGUGAAAACGUAAGCAAUAUUCGACUGAAUAUAUAUUUCAUUAAGGCUACGCCGAGAAAAUUGAAAAAUUUUUUUGUUUGUUAAUAAGCGAAAGAUUCGAUGCUUCUAGCGCUCCUUUGGUCACUCACACUUCUAAAUGAAAAUUAAGUCGCCACUGUUGGUUGUGUUUCUUAAUUUUCCUUCUUUCUGUUCUAUUCGUUUAGUGUAAUCUUACAUUUUUUCCAUAAUGACUCUUGGUCAAAGCAAGAUUUUAGUUUGAUAAGGCCGCUCUACAGAUAUUCCAAACGGUUACCUCAAGCGUUCUACUUAUCACUUCAUUUGCGGUUCGACCCCUUUGAGAUUUUUGCAAACUUAAACCUUUAUGUUGCGUAAUAUCAACGUAUGGGAAAAUUCUUAUUGCUUUUAUUAAAUAAAAGGUUGCACUUUCCUUUUCCUAGGUGAGGAAUAAGUUUGGUUGAGAAAGUGGAAUUAUUGCUAUUUAAACUUAGAACAAUAAAACCUUGAGCCAUUCGCGCGGUGGAAUUCCAAUGCAUCUGAUAAUCCUUUAAUCCAUCGAAAGACCUUACAAUAUGAAAGAAGAUUUUAAAACUUGGAACGUCGCAAAUUCGUUUUGUAGGCGUCAAUAAAAGUUAAAUUUUCAGUGGGAAGGGUAAUUGGAUUCCGAUAAAAUUCAGUUUUAUCGCGCGAUAAAUGGGAAACUUGUUAGGUUGUACGUGAUCGGCUGUCACGCCCGUUGUUUCAAUGGACGACAAUGGCUGCAACAGUUAAAGAGGUAUGUUUUGAAGACAAUAGUUUCUUUUAUUUCGUGAAAACAUCACUGAGUAUUCCUUUGCAAUACUUCUAUGACACACAGCUCUGUGAAUCAAUACAGUAAACCUUGAUUUUGCGAAAUCUUACAAGACACUUUCAGAGAUGGCUGUCGUUGUCUGAGAGCAAGUGUGGAUUAUCUAAUCCUUCUGACUACCAUUGCAGGUUUGUAAAUUUCUAGAUGUCACUUCUGUAUAUCCAACCCCGUUAAGAAAGUACUUUUCCAACUGUUGCAGCCAUUGUUGUCUCUUUUGGAAACAAGGUGCGUGACAGCCGAUCACAUGCGACCUUACAAGUUUCCCAUUUAUCGCGCGAUAAUUUUUCAUUUAAAAUUUCCAUUUAUCGCGCCAUAUUUUGAUUUUAUCGCGCGAUGUAUCUCAUUUAUCAUCUUUGUCAAUGAUUACUACUUCUCGUUAAGAUAAUGAUGUCAAGGGUUGCAGGUAAACUUUGCACUCUAUCAAUACCACCUGCUGUUGCAGUUGGUGAAAAUUUGAACUGGUAUGUUUCUUACCUCUGAGAAUCAUGAAUGACAGUUUUGUAGUUUUGCGAAUUCUGAUAGAGAUUUUUCAAUGAUGUAAGAUGAAGAAAAUAAUAAAAGAAUCCUGGAAACACGAGAUCUCAUGCAUGGACUCCGGGUGGGUUAACGGGAACCAGCUGCUCGUAAAGACAAAUAGUUUCUCAGGAACAGAGUAGGAAUUUCAGACUUCCCCAAAAUACCAUUAAACCCCCAAUAUUUCGAGUGAUUCACAAUAUUGCGACAGAAACUUGGCACACAGGUAGUUAAAAGGCUAGGAAAGGUCAACUCUAGGGAAUAAAUAAAAAUGGGUUGGUGAACGAUGCUUAAUUAUUGCGUAAUUUGGCAAAAGCGUUGCAAGGGCUCAAGUAUCUGUAUUAACUACUUUUGGUCCCAAUUCCCAACGGAUGAAAGCAAAUCAAUGUCGUCCUCAACAAAUUUCAUUUAUGAGCAAACUCUAGGGAGCGAAGUCAAAACUUUUUUAUCGGGAGAAUAAAAUUCUGAUUUCAGAAACCAUUUUUUAGAAGUAUGAGACACAAGACGUUGUUAACAUGAGGUGUGCUUCGAAAAAUAAAAAGACUGCUGCUAUUUCGUUUAGGAAUUGCGGCUUAUUUGAUUGCUACGGUCUUUUGAAACUACUGGUUGGUCCUCUUCGUUAUUAUGGAAUGUAUUAAAUUACCAUGGGGACAUGAGUGAACACAGAACUGAUAUCCAUUAGAAACACUAUAUCAAAAUACUCAUAGAAAGAACAAAACAAAACAAAACAAAGCAAAACACCCGCCAAUAUAUUAAAAUCAAAAUUCUACCUGCAUACUGCACUGCUUAAAAAAAGAUCUUUUUGGCAUUAUAUGAUUAUUUAAAAAAAAAAAAAAUUUCAUUUUGUUCCAUUUCCUUGAAUCCUGAACUAAAACUGGGAAAAAAGAAAAAAUACUGCGUAGAAAGAUUGACUUGUUUACAGACUCGUAAUGUCUCUAUACAACGAAAACAAUGAAAAAAAAAACACCAAAAAAACAAAACAAAAAGCAAAAAAACGAAUGAAUAAAAUAAUAAAAUAUUGAACCAUUCCAACCAGCACGUUAUCCAGAGUAAUCAGGAAAACAUUACCCAAAGAAAGUUAUAUAAUUCCAUAAAACAUCGAUCAGCUAAUUUUAUUUUCUUUAAUUCUGAACUAAAAAAGGGAAAAAAGAUAAAAUAACGAUUUACUUAUUUACAGACUCGUGACAACAAAUGAUGAAGAUGAAGAUUUUUGAAUAAUCUCCUCGAUUUCAACUCGAGGAUUAUUCAACGCAAUUCACUGAGACUGCGAAUUGUAAUUGUUAAAUAAUAGAUGGGCAUAAAUCAUUUGGCACUACAAGCUAUUUUGACGUGUGCCUGAAACUAGACAACGAUAAAUGGAAACGCUCACACAUUGUUAUGAGGGUGUAUCACGACAUACCUUUAUAAGAUUGAAUAGCCCUACAGGGGGAAAAAUUCGAAAUGAAAAGAUGAUUUCUCCCAUAUUCCUGGUAAGUCCAGGAUUAUAUUUUUUCCCACGUGAAAAAGAAGUAUUUGCUUAGACUGUCUCCCUAGAACAAGAUCAAAAUUGACCCCAAUAACAAAUCCUCUGUUUACUAUUCUGAAAUGCGUGAGAAAGCUUAAAUGUGUCGUGCCAUUCAGGAAAAAACAUAACACAUCUUUAUUCAUCUUUUUUUUCUGCUUAACAAAAACAUUUACGUCAUUAAAAAUUAAAGAAUAUUUCCUUGGUCAUAAAGCGUUGGUGCUACCAUGUCGACACAGAGUCUUACAUGUAUUCAUGCACGGUUGGGUGAUUAACCUUUGUCAGAGAUGAUACAGCCAUUAAAGACGCGGUUUCUCAGGUAUGAGCGAAUGGAGCUUCUGUACAGGCGAAAUGUCUAGAAUGAAGCUUUUCCUGUAUCUGUUUGCUCUAUUAGGAGGUUGCUCUCACAUCCUUGCGACUGCAAACCAAGGUAGGUACAGUUCGUUAUUUCUGAAAGGUAAAUAAUAAUUAUAAUAAAAUACAUUGUUUGAUUGUUUUUACAUUUGAGGUUUCAAAAAUUACUGUAAGGUAAUAGUAGUCGACCUCAGUUUUUCCGAUGUCUCAGUCAUAAAACUUCACAAGCUAUAUUCCUGUGUUACUCUCAAAAUACAAAUCACACAGUUUCUUGCUGUCUUUCGUUUAUUUUUUUGUUUUUUUUUUCCCUGAGAGGCUUGAUUUCAUCAUCAUUAACAAAAAAAUCUUUCAUGUGAAAAGCCUAGCUGGCAGGAUCGUGAUAACCAAACCUCACACGAUGGUUAAAAAAAAAAAUUUUUAACAUUUUUGUUAAACAAAGUCUAGCCUCUGAGUUGUAUUCUAUUCCAAUACAGACGUGCACAAAAGGUAAAAGAAGGAGACUCUGUAAGGAGUAUAUAUUUAAUUUUUUUUUUUAACUCUUUUCACUCUCAAUAUUUUGAUUUUUUUGAAACCUUUAUCUUUUAAGGCAAAUAAAAAACUUCAGGCGUAUAAUAGAUGAAAACGUUUACUUAAAAAACUUAAUUUGGAAAUAUUCGUGUCCUCUUGGUGUUUCCAACAGGAAGCCUGGGACAGGUUCUCUUCGAGCUUUCAUCUACGCUUCACUUGCUAAAGCUGGGUUAUGUCGAGGUUGUAAAGCUUAUUGAAAGGACCUGUUUUAAAAUUUUCAGAAAUCUGCAGACUGAAACUAGACAACGAUUUUCAGAACCAAGCCGUGGCUUUGCUUUGGUGGGUCAUGUCUUUGCCAAUAUUACGUUAUUUAUUGGACCACACAUAAAUAACCACUGCAGAAAUCGAUGUAUCAUGGAGCAGAAAUGUCGAUCAAUCAACAUAGGUCAAGUAAGGAAAGACAAAGUCCUGUGUCAGCUGAGUGACUCGGACCAAUUAAAACAUCCGAACGAUAUAAAACCUAUGGAUGACUUUUUAUACUUGGGUAUUGAGGUAAGAAGUCUUACCCAGUCGCUCACAAAUCUAAAACAAAUGUCGACUUCAGAAUAUUGUAGGAUUUAACAUCAAAUUCGUAUUUUUAAAAAAACGACGUGAAACAUAUGUCAAAACGUGCAAAGAGAUGAUGUUUAGAAAUUGGAGAGGCAAACCAAAACAAAAUAAAGCUGAAAGACUAAACACCUAACAUACAUUACUCCCCCGCGUAGAUGUUUUUCCUGAGGAUUAACGUUAGUUGAAUAUUCCUUCGGAAAUUAUUUGAAUCUUUUGUUGUUUACUUAAUAGACGCCUCCUGUGCACGUGAUAGAAAUGGAUUCAAUAUCAAAUUCGUAUUUUUAAAAAAACGACGUGAUGUUUAGAAAUUGGAGAGGCAAACCAAAACAAAAUAAAGCUGAAAGACUAAAUACCUAACAUACAUUACUCCCCCGCGUAGAUGUUUUUCCUGAGGAUUAACGUUAGUUGAAUAUUCCUUCGGAAAUUAUUUCAAUCUUUUGAUGGAUAAUUAAUAGACGCCUCCUGUGCACGUGAUAGAAAUACAAGUCUCGAUUGGAAACGAUCCAAACAGUUAGUUUAGAGGCAUUUGUUAUAUUCAAUAAAUAUAUAUAUAGAAUAACACAUGGGCGCACAUAGAUAUGGAAUUUCUUUUCUGGUAUUUAUCUCGAUAGAAUAAACGCUAUAACUAUACAAAGUUCCGUCUCACAACUUACGUCAUAUUUCUCAUGGAAAUUAACAAAGAAAAAAAAUUGAAAAAAAGGAAAACAUACGAUGCAAGUGUAGCUAAGACCCUGUUCAAACGUCGAACUUUUCAUGUACCGAACCUAAAGUUGCUAUUAAGUAAAUGAAAAGUACGACGUACGAAUCAAUUAGGAUCGGCAGAUUUGUAUUCGGGUCGACAGUACCGUUCUAUCCGACCAGGCUUGUCGGAUAAAACGGUAAAAGAUCGUACUGAAUCUAAUGCAUACAUUAUAUAUAUAUAUAUAUUAAUCUAAUCUGAAUCUAAUGCAUACAUUAUAUAUAUAUAUAUUAAAUAAAUUAUAUUUUACCCACAAUUCAGAACGUUUCGUAUACAUGCCAUGCGCAAAAGCGUUCGAACAAUAUGGCGGGAAAGGGAGAAAAGUUUGUGCUCAUCUUGUUUUAAAACAACAAAGUAUACAUGUCUAACGUGUAAGGAGUACUUUUGCACUAUAUGCUGUGUCUUUGAAAACGACGAAAAUGUUGUGGGCUGGAAGCAGGAAAGGUCAGUAGCCUGGUCAGAAACUGGAGAAAGAGAUGAUUUCAGGCGAUCAAACUAAUGAUCAAUCAAACAGCAAACGUCGAAAUACAUCAACCACGGAGGUAAAACCCAAAAGGUAAGCUUUAGUAAGAACUGUUACGACCGUGCAGCACAAGCUCGAUUGAAAGAUUACGGAAGCGAAUCCAUUCGACCAACAGAAAAGAAAGUGUGGGGAAUGAUUGUUUCAUGUGUAUAAUAUUUUUAAAUGCUAUCAAUUGAGGGUAAAUUGUGUGAAUCCCUGGCCUUCACUAUACCGUAGAUUAUCAUAUCUUUCACUGUUGAGUUUGCCAACACUGUUGUUCAGAUUGUGUCUUUUACACAAAAAAGGGCCGCGUUGUUUGAAGCACGAUUAGUUCAUAUUUUCUGCUCGGCCAGUUUUGAUUUUGACUGAUUUCAGACUCCACGAAAUAUUAUUAAAAAAUAUAUUUAACCUGUAAUCGACUUAAAAUCACCAGUUUAUGUUUCAGUCAAUUAUGUUUCAAGCACCCAAUCUCAAACUCCACGAAACAUGAAUAAGAAAAACACUUUUAUACAAAAUUUAUUUGACCUGUAAUCGACUUUAUGUUGCAAGCAUCCAUGAACCUCUCGGGGCGUUCGACUUGAGAAUAAUUUUAGUCGAAUUCCGAAGAUGUGGGUAGUUUACAUAGUCCAAUGCUUCAUUGCUGAGGGCUUCACAGAAAGUUAAAUUUCACCAUCAUUUUCAGAUUUAAAAGACAAAAGUGUUGCAAAAGGGUUGGGAAAGGGAGAGGGGCGUUCUUUGAAUUGACUGAUACAUUAUUGUUAAUCGGCUUUUGAAAUACCUGGCCCUGGGCUUUAAACAUGUGUUGACUCUGUACUCUCCUCUUCCUCUGUGAAAAUAGUUUUCAUUAAAUACAAAGCUUUGCCUUAGUAUACACGAAUUAAAGUCAUUUCAAUUAAUGUUAUCUCAAAGAGAAAAUGGCCGCUAUGAUACCAAUCAAGCCACACCAUCAUCUUGGCGCAUACCAUUCAGGGAGACAGGGUAUUACCCAAACUGGAAUAGGGGCUUUGGAACAGGCCCACCAUGUCAACUUAGAAUGCCAGAUGGGUCUUAUGGGACAGCUUUACCAGCUAUUGAUAUCAAAUAUUGAUUUGAGUUAAUGAAUGUUAGAUUUCAAUGAUUUAAAUAAAAUAUAAGUAUUAGUUUUGAAACUUAAAAUGAAAGAGAAGGGCAGAUAAAGACAAAAAUUAAGAUUAGUUAUAGUUUCAGUUUCCAUUUAAAUUCGUUCUGGUCCGAUCAGUAUGUUAAAAAAGUUAUUAGUGUAAGCUUUUGAAGUACAAUAGUAAUAUACAUAUGGAUUUCUACUGGUAGAUUAUUAUCAUCAUGGUCCAUCAGACAACAUUUCAUACUGGUUUCAUACUUGAUUAUAUUUCUAAAUAUUGACACAUUGAAAUUUUGAUAAUAAUUUCAAGAAAAUAUGAGAAAUUGUUUUGAAAAAUUUAAAUGAAAUAGAAGUGGAGAUAAAGACAAAGAUUUAGAUUAUUUAUAGUUUCAAUUUGCAUUGAAAUUCGUUCUGGUCCGAUCAGUAUAUUAGAAAAAUUAUCAGUUUAAUCUUUUAAAGUGCAUCCCUUACACUUGGCCAAUCACACAUUUCCAAUAACUUCUUGAUUUCUUCCCGAUCUCUAUUCUCAGAAUUGCCCAGGUCCAAUUGCUUGGAAAUUACAUCACCUUGCAUGAUACAAAUAUUGUGAAGGACCAUGCAUGACAGGUUGUAAUAAAGACUUGGUCUCGAUCGCUCUCACUCUUGCGUAGAAGUACCCUCCAUGUACCUUUCAAAGUCAAAGAGGCAAUUCAUAUAAGACUUCACCCUGACAACAUCAACAGGGAUAGUGGAAUAGAAAUUCCAGGAGCUUGGAUGUCUCCGAUCAAAAAACAUAACAACAGGAGAGCAAUGCGACAGCGGACCGCCGAGGGAGGAAAUCGCUGAGUUAAACAGCAAGGAUCGAAAUUCACCAAUCAGAGCUGUUGAAAAAAAACUAAGCACAGCAGAGUAUUAUACUUUAAUAUCAUGCAUGACCAGUCGACCUCAUCGCCUGAUGAAGACUAGCAGUAUGCAGUCGAAACGUCGCGAUAUACAUCACACGUGAUUACAUCGUAAGACAAACGAAAAACUUAGUUUUUAUUGGUAGUGAUGUUGUUGCCUUGAUUGGAAAUCAAUAAUAAACGAAGGAAUCACACAUGUAAAAUUUGUCUUUUCGAGAAACAAGGUGGGUUCGGUACAGAAGAGUUCGACGUUUGAACCGGGCCUAACGUAAAGUAUCCUUGGUUUGUAUCCAUACAUAUCAGUAAUGAUCUAUUACUAAUAGUUAAACAUGUUGUUUUAAUCCAGAGAGUUCAACGUUUGUGAUAUGGUUUGAAACAAUGAUCUAAGAAAUCCUAAGCUGACUAACAUAGCUGGUGAAAAUUUUCAACUAGCCUCGUUCAGCCAGAGUAUUUCAAAAUAUUAGAGGCUGGCACAGCUCAAGAGAAAAUCAGCUCCUGGCGGUUUUUCCAAAUCAGCAACGUUGUAAUAAGAUAUUAAUGCCUUAAAGAGACGGUUUUUCCUCUAUCAAACCUUAUUUCCAAGUUUGAAACACAAUAUUUUGCCUCGAACCAUGACAGACAAGAUGUUUUUACUCUAAGUGGUUAUUUAUUCAUUCGCGUAAAUCCAGAUUAAACAAAGAACAAAGGAACGUAACACUUAACUUACAAAAACUAAGAAGAGUAAAGGCGAAAACGACAACAAAAAUGCCAAAAGAGAAAAGAAAAACAAAAAAAGACAAAAACGGAAACAGAAGAAAGACAUUGCAUCGACCUUACACAGUUCAAAGACCAAUUAUUACUCGGUUAUAUAAAAUGAAUGCUUUCUAAAAGAAAAAAAAGUAGCAGUCUUAUCUAUAUUUUUCCAUUUACGAAUGUUUUCAUUCUGGAAGCAGUUUCGAAAGAUAUCUAAUUUUGAUGAUUGAGAAAUCCGCUGUCUCAGGUUUGAGAUCGGAGGUAUAUCUUAAAGUGGUAGGAGUUUUCAUUCAUUCAUGUAUCCAUGAUUCAAAGCCAGAGCUACCAAUUGGUGGUUCCCCUUGAAAACCAUGUGAUCACCUGAAAAUCAUCCACCCCACUACCCCUUUAGAUAAAUUCUUCUGUCAACUCUGUCUUCCAUUAACUCUUUCACUUUUCUGUACCUGUAUUUAGACAUAGACGAAUGCAUCAACAAUCCUUGCCAUUUAGGAACAUGCAAAAACAGCCCUGGGAGCUACAAAUGCACUUGUCCUCCAGAAUGGGAAGGUGAAGAUUGUCAGAGUAAGCCACAUGAUAAAUUUUUCAUGGAUACCAAUGCGCAACCUAAUGCAUUGUAAUUUGUCUUUGCAAGCUCAGGUAGACUUCAAUGUUUUUGAAAGCGCUGUAAUGAUUGAAUUUGUCCCGUCUAUUGACAAGCUUUCUGUUAAUUGCAUUAAUGCAAUCUGAUUUUGGACGACAGCAUACCUUUGCUACGAGUAUGAUACAAUAGCAUUCAUUAGAAAUGCGGCAUAGUUUAUGCGUACCUCACGCUCGCAAAAAAAAACCUUUCUGCGAAGGAUUCCAUCGAUGUCUUACUGUAGUCAGUCUACAUUCUUUUUUUGAAAAAAAAUAUUGAAAAGAAGAGUGCAAAUAUUCCCUGCCUAAAGCGGAUUGAAAUGCAAAAAAGUAAACUAUACUUUUCUUAAAUCAUUUUCAAAUGCCCUGUAGAGUCAGUUAUUUUACCUACUCAGUUACAAACUUCUGGCUAUCUCGGCAACUCGAAUAGGAACAGUAGAGAAGCGUGGGUCACUUAAAGUUUCUGCUUCGGUUUUAAGUCUUUUUGUUUUUACUUUUAUAGCUUAUCAGCCAUGUCUCAUAUAAAAUACAGCCUUCUGAGCGAGAUUCGAUACGGUGACGUCCGUCAUAUGAUUUUUGACGUACAUUUGAAGACAACUGUCGAAUGUUGAACUUACUCUUAGAAAUUGGAAAAAGGACAUUUAGAUGGGCAUAGAAAGGAAAUUGUAUGUAUGUGACUGCGGAAGGAAACUUGUCUUUCAACUGCUCCACUAAGCCAUUUGUGCAUUGAUUUGAUUUGUUGCAGCAAGAAACUACUGCCACGGGCAUAAAUGUUUAAACGGAGCCACUUGCCAAAAUGGAAAAAAAUAAUUACACCUGUCAGUGCGUCAAGGGGAGCUCUGGAAUGUACUGUGAAACUGGUCAGUGAUAGCUAGAACACAUGUGUUGCAUAGUGUAUGAUGUAUGAAGUUUACCACAUAGCGAAAAUCACGAAAAGAAGUUUUUAUUUUUGAAAUAUUUUCAUUAUUUUUAUUGUAGUUAAUUGACAGAGGAAAUGACGAAUAUAAAUAAAGUUAUCAUAUCAUAUCGAACACGUCUUCAUAGAAGAUUUCAAAGAAUGAUAAGAAUGAUACAAGCACCAAUUGUAAUAAUUUAUUCAACUUUCCAAACACCCCACAAUCUAAGUUAUAAUCUAAAUAAUAUAAAUAACCUGGAAUUGUAAUGAUAUCCACCACAACUUCCCAACCACCCCAAGGAAACAUGAAAUGGUUCUUCCCUAUCCAGAUUGAUCCAUAAUGACAGUUAUCGAGAUUUUUGUUGAGCAACCCGCAACCCUUAGAUUUUUUAAAUAAAUAUAUCUAAAAUUAUCCCUCCACAUGAAAUCUUGAUAAUAUAAUCAUCGAAUUAUCUUUGAGAACAGUCAAUUUUUAUCGCCCGGAGGUGGGGGGAAGGGGGGUUAAGGAAUCUUUGGGGGGGAAGAUACAUGGUUUUCAAGGGAUAUCAGUCGUCGCCAACAGAGUAUAUGGCGGGGGGGGUGUCAUAGUAAUACUGCGAAUCAAUUAUGGAGGGAUCAGGUAAGUUUUGUCGUGAGGGAACCAAAAUUCUCCCACCCCACCCCUCUUCUGGCUGACUAAUGGCGAUAAAUAAUGGUCGCAGGAGAUAAUUUAUUUUCUCCUACCGUUCCCUAAUUCAGAUGUAGUGGACGAAUGCUCCAGCAACCCAUGCAUAAAAGGGACGUGUCAAGAUCUGAUUGGACAUUACAGCUGUGUCUGUCCCUUUGACCAAACGGGAGGCAGAUGUAGACGUAAGACAUACUCCAGGAUAAUAUAGUACCAUCGACUGAGUUAAUAACAUAAAUAUAUAUCAAUAACGCGUCCAAACCAGUCAUUAAAUACUUUCAUCUCCCUAAUCAUUCUAAGAAGCUUAUGGCAAUUUGCGACCUUUCCCUACAUCUUGGCAGUUCGGAGAGCCGCAAAACUCUAGAAGAAAAAUUUAUCCUUCACAUCAACACUCUCAAUCUCCACGGUAUCAACGAGCGAAUAUAUAUAUAUAUAUAUAUUUUAAGAGGAAAAAGGACGCAAAAGGGAAAAUGUAGUUGCGUCCUUUUUUCCUCUUAAAAUAUUUAUUCCGCUCUGCUUCAACGUAUUGAGCACUGUUCCACGCGAAAAUCGACUUGCAGACUCCUAUAUUAUAUAUAUAUAUAUAUAUAUAUAUAUAUAUAUAUAUAUAUAUGUAUGUAUGUAUGUAUGUAUGUAUGUAUGUAUGUAUGUAUGUAUGAAAAUGGGAGGACCUAUCCUGAAUUGACGGCUUGACGGAAAGUGACACUGUUUGAAGUGAGAUAAAAAAUACAGAGUGAUAUUUGUUAGACCAUUCUGAAGCCCCUCAUAAUGCCUUGCUGUCAUUUGAUUAAAUAACGGUAAAGAGGAAUGGUGAUGGGGUUUAUGCUGAACGACUACGAUGGACUUCAUGUGACUACUUAACCUCUUUUCAAUUUCUGAAAAAUUGUCUCGUGCCACCUUAAAGCGCAAAAUUGGUUACAACAAAAAACCGACCAGUAUUAAUCUAGAAUUAGAGGUUAAGCUGGGUUUGUGUCUUGUACCAGGGUGGAGACCUCGUAAGUAGUGUUUUCAGGCAAAACUGAAGGUAAGAACUGCCCACAGAUGAACAUGGCUAAAUGAAAUGGUUAAACUAACCCAGGGCCAAAUUAUCUGUGCAAACCAGGUAAAAUGUAAAGAGAUGAAAGUACGUUUAUGCUUGCAUAGAUCCUAUCAACGACUGCUUCGACAACCCUAUUGGUGUUGCCAAUCCCAACGUGAUCUCUAAUCAGCAGAUGAGAGCGUCUUCCCACUUAGAUGAAUCUCAUCAGGCCUCUCAUGGUCGGCUAAACGGGACAGGUUGGUGUGCGGGAAAUGCUAGCUCCCAGGACUGGCUUCAGAUUGAUUUCAAUCGAACAAUCGAUGUUUGUGCUGUUGCAACACAAGGAGGUGCAAACGGCUGGAUGACCAAAUUCAGGCUGUUAUUCUCAAAUAAUGGAAGACAGUGGGUACCUUACAAACAAGAAGAUGGCUCGAUUAUGGUAUUGUGAUUUAAUGACUGAGUGGAUUGUAAAGAGCUCUAGAAAAGAAAAAAAUUAUCAUGAGUAUGAUUAUUCUGGCUGGCGGCUGCAUAACUGGUCACUUCACUAGAAAGUUUAUGACAAAAGAUACUAUAAAAAGUAAUAAAUGAUCCUACCAGCCUGUAGGACUCAUGGCAUAUAAGAACCUCGCUAUGACCUGAAUCCUCGUAAGAGUUUCCAUUUCUGUUACUUGGUUAAGAGGGUAUGACCAAAUCCUUCUAUGAGAGCCAUUCUGAUGAACACCGAUUUGCCAUGAUGACGUACUUGGUGUUGCAGUCAAUUCAACUUCACUGUCUGAAUAGACUCAUACAUAUAUAACCUCUCUUUCCUCUCAAAUUUUACAGUAUAGCAAUAAAAAUUAGCUAAUACCUUCAAGAAAUGAAAGUGUUAACCAAAUAAAGACAAUGAUCGUUUAUAAAAAUAUUAAUGAAUAAUCACUCAUCACUUUCAUUUAAUCUUUCCUUUUGUUCCGAAGCAUUUUGACAGGUCGGGCAAAAAUGUUACAAUUGACCAACACAAGCUUCCAAAGACAAUGUCUGCUAGGCAUGUUCGCUUUAUUCCAAAUUUGCAGCAUGUCUGGAAUUGUCUAAAAGUGGAGGUUUAUGGAUUUGAUGGUAAGUAUGUCAUCUUCUUGACAUUUUCAAUGACGUAGAAGUACUAGUUUUAAUAGUAGUCAUAGUGGUAGUAGUAGUAGUUGUAAUUGUAGUGUGCUAGUAGUUGCAGUAUUAAUAGUUGUAGUGGUAAAAUUCAAAUAAGUUGUAUCAGACGCAGCAGUAGUAGUGAUAGUAGUAUUCUCAUCUUACCCACCGUCAACUUCAGUCAGGUUUGAGACAAAAGUAAACAAUACACAAUAAAAAUCCUUAAAAUCUGAUUGCUUUAUUGUUUUCUAUUAAUGCUGUGCAUUUGAAUACUGACCUAGUAAUUUUGCAAAAGUCUCUUAAAUUCAUUUGGAGAUUCUAUCGCCCAACUUGUGACACAUUUCAGAGAACAGAACAGCUAUAGCCAAAUCUGUUGGGGAGAUAGUUGCAAUAACCUUUUGUUUAUAGAAUCUUGGAAAGUUUUAGAGAAGUAUUCUAUCGAUUUAAAAUUUUGAAAAGUUUUGCACUCAGAUGCGAGGCCGUUUAUGGCACCUCUCCGUUUAGUGGUUGAUAAAUAAGGUAAAUUGGCAAACAUUAAGGAUUGAAUGAAAUUGAAUGAAAACAUUAUUCUGACCGCGCCUGUUGGAGAUAAGAUUGGUUAAAGCCAAUUCGGCAUUUGACGUCUUGUUGGCUAUUUACCAUCUCAUAUCCAACGCACGCCUAUGGAAUAAUUGUUACUUAACGCAUAUACCCUGCUAUAAAGCACGUCCAUGAAAUAAUUGUUAUUUAAUCCAUAGACCCUUGCUAUAAUCAUGAUGUGCUAAAUCAGGCGAAAAGGAAGAAAACCUUCGAGGGUGCUGGCGGCCAAUGUGACCGAGAAAUUUUACCUUCUGUAAAAAAAUGGUUCCGUUUUGUCGAACCAGCUGGUACUCAAAUGCCAACAGCCUGUGUUCCUCUAUCUCACUGCAAUGCUAAAAGACCCGGAUGGUUGGAUGGACAUCACCCUAAUGUGACGCAAGGUGUAGUAAACAUGAGGGUUUGCUUUACUUCUGAGAACGACUGCUGUGGUGAUCAGAAAUUUAUAUCGGUCAAGAAUUGUGGCGACUUUUUUGCAUAUGGACUGGUAAAACCAAGGAGUUGUGGACGAUAUUGCGGAGAAUAAACAUUCGCUGUGCUUUAGCAGCAAAAGAAAGAAAACGAGACGGGGGAAGGGUGGCAAAAUGUACUGUGAAGGGGGGGAGCAUGCUCCCAAAAGGAGGGUCUCAAUAGGGUGGUGGCUUUUUCUGCUAACGGCCAUUUUACUGCAAAUAGAUCACUUAACACGGUUCUCUUUUCUUACAAGUAAUGGUUAACAUUUGUGUACUUGUACGCCAAGCGGCUUAAUUUUCCCAGUUUACGGCUCACGUUUAAUCCCAUUGAGGCCGCCUUAGAAGGUAUUGCGCCGCCUUCUUCGUCAAAACAUUUUCGCACAAUUAUGACACUGCACGUCUUUUAAGCUUCGCAAAAAAUUUUUACCUUGAUAAGGUUUGCUUUCUAAAAAGUGGCAAAAAAUUUAGUAUUGUUCGCCGCCAUUUUGAACCUUGCUUAGCAACAUGACCGCCUACCAAUAAUAGUUUCUUGUAACAGGGUGUUACGUUCUAUUUCAUUCUAUGAAAGAACUUUAAAAAAACAAACAAACAAACAAGCAAUGAAUGAAUAAGUUGAUUUACUAAUGUAGUUCAUGUCCCGAUAGUUACAACCAAAUAAUUGAAUUGUUUUCAAAUUGGUGGCUUCGGGGUGUCGAACUUUGGUGCUUUUGAAGACAAAUUUCGAAAGGGUGUGUCAUAUGCAAUAAAUUUACGACAGCCUAUAGGUAGAUUUUAUCAUAUAAUUCUAAACACAAAGACAAUCCGAUUGAAAUAAAGCUUUCUUGAAAAGAGUUACCUUUAUGACAUUUAGAUCGAUGCUUUUGAUGUAAAAUGUUUUGACUAUUCUUGGGUUAAUAAAGCGCUUCGUAGCGUUAGACUCAGUCUUUCAUUCGCACUUGGUGAGCUCAUGUUGUAGAGCGCUGGACUCCCGUGCGGAAGGUUGAGGGUUCAAGCCCCAGACCGGACUAACAUUCAUGGUCUUGAAAUAACUGAGGAGAACUUUUAGUCUUUGUUAGAACCAUUUAGAAAUGGUAAGACACUCUAGCCUUCUCGGAGAGGACGAUGAACCUUUAGCCGUCCCUAAGGACGAUAAACCUUUGACCCCGUUCCCUUAACCUUAACCCUUUGUACUUGUUGAAGGGUGCACUUCUCGCAGAGAGUAGGAAACGUAGUUCUUAGUGUCAGCUCCCACUCCCAUUUAAACUAGCUCUAAAGCAGAACAGAACCAGCCUGUUUAAAUGUCGCAAUAAAUCACCAAUUAUUUUUUUAAAAAUUGACCAUUCCACCGCGGACGUCAGAGCCUCUGUUCAAUGUUGGAGAGAGAAAUUUCUCAAAAAAAGAAACCUAAUUCAUUACAACUCUAUGAAAAUGUGUCAAUAGGCAUAAACAAUUGUAAACGUAAACGUGCUCGGUCGUAACGCUUGCGCGCUUGCGUGACUUACAAAGUAAGGAAAGGGUCGGAAAGCGCCUUCUCGAUAAUUUUCGUUGAAAUGUAACGUCAUGAACAACGCACAGUGUGGAAAAGAUCAAAAUUAAAGAAUAAAAUUUGGCACUCUGGUUAUUAUAGACGUAUUGCAUGGCUUAAAAAAGGACACGCAAACAAGUUAAAAUACAUCACAGUAUUAUUUACGAAACAACGCGCAGCACUCAGAAAGAAUUCUUGAAGUUUCUCCCGAGAUUUAGCGCACGGAACGCGAUGAAAUAGCCUUCCUUUCUGCAAAUUUGCUUCCAUCGUUAAUGAUUUUACGCUUUCAUGGACCAAAACUCUAUUGAACGACAAACUCGACAUUUCCCUGCGACCAUCAAACCCAGCGUGAUGCAUUGCGUGACGUAAUUAUGCUAAUUUUUUCAUGUCAUAUGAUCUGUUUCGCGGGUUAUUUUAAGUGAACCCAAAUUUAGCUGAUAUAGCGAAUUAGAAUAAAAAGUCAUCAUCUUUUAUAAUGUUUACUUGAUUCACGGAAAGCAAAGAUUGUAAUCGCUGCGGGUAUUUCAGCCCUGAAUUCUCUCCUGGACUGCCGAGUGACGUAUGGAGUCAUUUGAACUAUAAGAAGCUAUUCAGCGAAAUCCUCAAGCACGAGUUAAUCUAGUUUCGUUCCGAUCAUUCUAGCCUCGAAACGGAAAUCGUUAUGGUCUAAUUAAACAUCGGAACUCUUUGGUCUUAUUUCAACUACUAGCUCCGUAGUGUUCAUAGCUGCGAGGAUCUCUUAUAUUCGUUUCUUCACCGCAGCGCAUAUAUAUGAUUUUCAUAUAUCUACAAUCAUUAUUCUUUGGGAAACAUUGGAAAUGCGGAGAAAGUACUUGUUGACACCCAGUAACGUGGGAAAAUGUAAAACAGUGAAGAGGGACAGAGUGUUUAACGCCAUUUGUCGUAAAAGCUGCCAGCAGAUUGUUAUUGAACUGACCUUAAUUUACUAUGAAGGUAUUAACUUUCUUUUGUUGCGAACCACGUGUCCUAACCCCUUUUCGUGGGCAAAAAAAAAACUUUUUUUCGACGGGAAGUCGAGGGAACUACUUUGGUUCCAAUUCCUAACGGAUUAAAGCAAUUUCAAUCAGCGUCUUAACAACAACAACAACAUUUAUUUAAACACGAUAAAAAUUACAGCAGAGCUGAUGUGGUCGUCUAUUUCGCACUCAUAUUUCGGAAAUAGCUUCAUAAUGGGAACGGGGAAGAAGUUAUAAAAACAGUCGUGUGCUAACAUGAAUAAUCUAUAUUCGUAUAAACCUUUAACAGUGGGCCACUUGAGAAUAAAAUACGUCUGCAGAAGUGUCAAGUUUGAAGAACCAAGCAAUGGCUUUGCUUUGGUGGGUCAUGUCUUUGUGAAUAUUACGUUAAUCACUAGAGCACACAUGAAUAACCACUGCAAAAAUCAAUGUAUCAUGGAAAAAAGGUGUCGAUCGAUCAACAUAGAAAUACAAGUCUCGAUGGUAAACGAAGCAGUACUAUUGGAGCCAUUCAUUAUACUCGAUUAAAAUGUCAAAAAAAUUCUGAUAUGGUCAUAGUCUUGGCUGGAUGACAAAUGUGAAAAAAAAGUAUAAAAUGAUAAACUUUGACAAAACUUUAGACUCAAAGGUAGAAUGAAAACUAUGAGUAUACAAGGUUCCAUCUAACAACUUAUAUAAUCUUUCUUACGGAAACCAAAAUAGCAAAAGCAAAAAAAGUUAAAAAGGAAAAAUUUAGCUUAGCUACAACGAUAUCAAGUACCCGUGGCUUGCAUCCAAACAUAUCAAUUAUAAUAUAUGACUAAUAGGAAAAUAUGUUGUUUUAAUCCUCAGGAAAAUUGUGAUAUGGCGAUGAAAUGCCAAGCAAGUAAGCUCAAUGACAUAGCUUGGCGACAUUUUUCAAUAAACCUCCUUAGGCCAGUGUAUUUCAGAGUGUGAGAGGCUGGUUCAGGUUAAGGGAAAUCAGUUGCUGGCUGGUUUUCCAAAUCAGCAAUAUUUCAAUCGAUAACAAUGCCUGAGAAAUACAGUUUUUCAUCUUGGACUAUUGUUAAUUUUAAAAAGUGAUGACAGAUUUCUUGUUCCAGCUAACCUGUAACGCAUGAAAACAUUUUUUCUCUCCAGUCAUUAACGUUGGUCAUAGCAGUGAAAGUUACAGCCACAGUGGCAAUAGCAGUAGCAGUAACAGUAGCAUUGGCAGUGGCGGUGGUGAUGGCGUUGGCGGUGACGGUGGUGAUGGUGGUGGUGAUGUUAGUGGUGAUGGCCGUGGCGGAGGCGAUGGAGGUGGCGGUGGCGUUGGUGAUGCCGGUGGUGAUGGUGGUGGUGAUGGCGAUGGCGAUGGCGGUGGCACUGCUUGAGGUGAUAGCGUUGGCGGUGGCACCGGUGGUGGUGAUGGUGGUGGUGAUGAGGGUGGAGAUGGCGGUCGUGAUGGCGGUGACCGUCACCUUUUGCUUCAAGCCUCUCGCUAGAAGCAAAAGGUGAUUAUAAUCGUAUGCCACAAAACUUACUUAAUUUCACUUUUUUUUAUUCUGCACGAUAAUGACGUUCGCUAAUCAAGAUGUUUGUAAUUUAACUUAUUUAAGAAGUGGUUUUUUGGUUAAAUCCCCUUAGUUAUAGGAUGUGAUUUGCUCUGGCGCCGUUAAAGAUAAUGUUUUCUUAAGUGAUCGUCGUAGAAACGAUCCUUUCGGCUGAAACCUUAAGGAAGAACCUAAGAACGUAUAUCUUAUUUAUAGACCAUUACCCUUUACUUUCCGCUAAUCAAAACGAACAACCUUAUUGGUUGCUUUCACACUCCUCAUUUUUUUACUUAAAACACCUACCAUCCCAUUGCACAGUUCUAGUGCCGGAAAAUACGUAACUUCUGCUCUGACAUAACCUUGACUGCCUCCUAAUUGGUGCUUUCUCUAUCAUGUCUAUAUUAUUAUGGUUCGCACGAAGUAUUAGAAGUUUCUGUAUACUUACUGGCAAAGUAAGAGGGCCAGAUGGAAAACAUCAUCUCUUUUCACUGUUCUUCGUUGAGCAGCACUGCAUAAUACAUAAUACUACAUAAUAUAUACUUUCAAACAGGGGAGAUUAGAAUUUUUAAUCCUAGAUCAGUGUCACCCGCCUUUCGAACAGGUAUGAUCCCUGGGGUUUUGUGUAUCCCAUGAUUUUUUUUUAUUCUUAAGAAUAUUCUCCUUUGAAACUUUUCCUAUAAUUUUUCGCGAAAACGUAAGCAAUAUUCGACUGAAUAUAUAUUUCAUUAAGGCUACGCCGAGAAUCAAUACAGUAAACCUUGAUUUUGCGAAAUCUUACAAGACAGCCGAUCACAUGCGGCCUUACAAGUUUCUCAUUUAUCGCGCGAUAAUUUUUCAUUUUUAAUUUCCAUUUAUCGCGCCAUAUUUUGAUUUUAUUGCGCGAUGUAUCUCAUUUAUCAUCUUUGUUAAUGAUUACUACUUCUCGUUAAGAUAAUGAUGUCAAGGGUUGCAGUUCAACUUUGCACUCUAUCAAUACCACCUGCUGUUGCAGUUGGUGAAAAUCUGAACUGAUAUGUUUCUUACCUCUGAGAAUCAUAAAUGACAGUUUUGUAGUUUUGCGAAUUCUGAUAGAGAUUUUUCAAUGAUGCAAGAUGAAGAAAAGAAUAAAAGAAUCCUGGAAACACGAGAUCUCAUGCAUAGACUCCGGGUGGGUUAACGGGAACCAGCUGCUCGUAAAGACAAAUAGUUUCCCAGGAACAGAGUAGGAAUUUUAGACUUCCCCAAAAUACCAUUAAACUCCAAAUAUUUCGAGUGAUUCACAAUAUUGCGACCGAAACUUAGCACACUGGUAGUUAAAAAGCUAGGAAAGAUCAACCCUAGGGAAUGAAUAAAAAUGGGUUGGUGAACGAUGCUUAAUUAUUGCGUAAUUGGCAAAAGCAUUGCAAGGGCUCAAGUAUCUGUAUUAACUACUUUUGGUCCCAAUUCCCAACGGAUGAAAGCAAAUCAACGUCUUCCUCAGCAAAUUUCAUUUAUGAGCAAACUCUAGGGAGCGAAGUCAAAACUUUUUUAUCGGGAGAAUAAAAUUCUGAUAUCCGAAACCGUUUUUUAGAAGUAUGAGACACAAGACGUUGUUAACAUGAGGUGUACUUCGAAGAAUAAAAAGACUGCUGCUAUUAGCACCAGUUUAUUUCGUUUAAGAAUUGCGGCUUAUUUGAUUGCUACGGUCUUUUGAAACUACCGGUUGGUCCUCUUCGUUAAUAUGGAAUGUAUUAAUGAGUGAACACGGAACUGAUAUCCAUAAGAAACACUAUAUCAAAAUACUCAUAGAAAGAACAAAACAAAACAAAGCAAAACACCCGCAAAUAUAUUCAAAUCAAAAUUCUACCUGCAUACUGCACUGUUAAAAAAAAAGAUCUUUUUGGCAUUAUAUGAUUAUGUAAAAGAAAAGAUUUCAUUUUGUUCCAUUUCUUUGAAUCCUGAACUAAAACUGGGAAAAAGAAAAAAAUACUGCGUAGAAAAAGAUUGACUUGUUUACAGACUCGUAAUGUCUCUAUACAACGAAAACAAUGAAAAAGAAAAAACACCAAAAAAACAAAUGAAUAAAAUAAUAAAAUAUUGAACCAUUCCAACCAGCACGUUAUCCAGAGUAAUCAGGAAAACAUUACCCAAAGGAAGUUAUAUAAUUAUGUAAAACAUCUAUCAGCUAAUUUUAUUUUCUCUUAUUCUGAACUAAGAAAGGGAAAAAAGAUAAAAUAACGAUUCACUUAUUUACAGACUCGUGACAACAAAUGAUGAAGAUGAAGAUUUUUGAAUAAUCUCCUCGAUUUCAACUCGAGGAUUAUUCAACGCAAUUCACUGAGACUGAGACUUGUAAUUGUUAAAUAAUAGAUGGGCAUAAAUCAUUUGUCACUACAAGCUACGUGUGCCUGAAAUUAGACAACGAUGAAUGUAAACGCUCACACAUUGUUAUGAGGGUGUAUCACGACAUACCCUUAUAAGAUUCAACAGCCCUGCAGGGGGAAAAAUUCGAAAUGAAAAGAUGAUUUCUCCCUUUUUCCUGGUAAGUCCAGGAUUACAUUUUUCCCACGUGAAAAAGAAGCAUUUGCUUAGACUGUCUCCCUAGAACAAGAUCAAAAUUGAUCCCAAUAACAACUCCUCUGUUUACUAUUCUGAAAUGCUUGAGAAAGCUUAAAUGUGUCGUGCCAUUCAGGAAAAAAACGUAACACAUCUUUAUUCAUCUUUUUUCUCUGCUUAACAAAAACAUUUACAUCAUUAAAAAUUAAAGAAUAUUUCCUUGGUCAUAAAGCGUUGGUGCUACCAUGUCGACACAGAGUCUUACAUGAAUUCAUGCACGGUUAGGUGAUGAACGUUUGUCAGAGAUGAUACAGCCAUUGAAAACGCGGUUUCUCAGGUAUGAGCGAAUGGAGCUUCUGUACAGGUGGAAUGUCUAGAAUGAAGCUUUUUCUGUUGGCCCUAUUAGGAGGUUGCUCUCACAUCCCUGCGACUUACCCGUGACUUGCAUUCAAACAUAUUAAUUAUGAUCUAUGACUAAUGGGUAAAUAUGUUGUUUUAAUCCUCAGGAAAAUUGUGAUAUGGCGAUAAAAUGUGAAGCAGGUAAGCUCAUUAAUAUAGCUUGGCGACAUUUUUCAAUUAACCUCCUCAAGCCAGAGUAUUUCAGAAUGUUAGAGGCUGGCACAGCUCAAGAGAAAAUCAGUUACUGGCUGGUUUUCAAAAUCAGGAACAUUUUCAUCAGACAUCAUGCCGGAGAAAUACACUUUUCAUCUUGGAUUGUUGUUAAUUUUAACAAGUGAUAACAGAUUUCUUGUUCCAGCUAACCUGUAACGCAUAAAAACAUUUUUCUCUCCAGUCAUUAGGGUUGGUAAUGGCAGUGAAAGUUACAGCCGCAGAGACAAUAGCAGUAGCAGUAGCAGUGGCAGUGGCAAUGGCAGUGGCAGUGGCAGUGGCAGUGGCAGUGGCAGUGGCAGUGGCAGUGGCAAUAGCACUGGCAGUGGCAAAAGCAGUGGCAGCGAUAGUAGCACUGGUAGUGGUAGUGACAGUGGGAGUGACAGUGAAAGUGACAAAAACAGUAUCAGUGGCAGUAAUAGAAGCAGUAGCAGUAAUAAUAGCAGUGGCUUUGGCAAUGGUGGUGGCGGUGGUGGUGGUGGUGGUGGCAUUAGCAGCAGUAGCUGGGGCGGUGGCGGGGGCGGUGCUUGGGGCGGUGGUUGGGGCAGUGGCGGUGGUUGGGGCGGGGGCGGUUGGGGCAGUGGCAGUGGUUGGGGCGGUGGUUAGGCAGGUGGCGGUGGCGGUGGCGGUGGCGGUGGCGGUGGCGGCGGCGGCGGCGGCGGCGGUGGCGGUGGCGGUGGCGGCGGCGGCGGCGGUGGCGGUGGCGGUGGCGGUGGCGGUGGCAGUGGCAGUGGAAUUC
Messenger RNA from Pocillopora meandrina, 22205 nucleotides. Lineage: Eukaryota; Metazoa; Cnidaria; Anthozoa; Scleractinia; Pocilloporidae. The record is from the annotation of a GenBank genome assembly.